CCACCUUCUGCUUUAAAAAUCUGUUUAUAUGAACAAUCUGCACUCCACUUCAGACUGCUUUGAUAGAGAGGACAUCUGUGCAUUUUGAAUCACACAGGGUUAAAACAUGCCUUCACUGGGACUGGAGAUACUUGGAGUGAUUCUGGCUAUCCUCGGAUGGAUCUCAGCCAUUGCAUCUUGCAUCUUGCCCAUGUGGAAGGUGUCAGCUUUCAUCGGGACAAACAUAGUCACGGCUCAGAUCACAUGGGAGGGCAUCUGGAUGAGUUGCGUGGUCCAGAGCACAGGUCAGAUGCAAUGUAAACUCUACGACUCCAUGUUGGCCCUAAGUGGCGAUCUUCAGGCCGCCCGUGCCCUCACUAUUAUCUCCAUCGUUGUGGGCUUUGUGGGACUCCUGGUUGCCAUGAUGGGGGCAAAAUGCACCAACUGUGUGGAGGAAGGGGCAGCGAAAGCUCGGGUGAUGAUAGCUGCCGGGGUGACCUUCAUCACGUCUUCUGUGACCCAGCUGAUCCCUGUGUCAUGGUCAGCCCAUACCAUCAUUUCGCAGUUCUAUAAUCCAAUUAUAAUGGAUUCAAUGAAGGGAGAUAUAGGGCUGGAGUUGAUAGGCAUCGCCCUGUGCAUUUUGGGAUGGAUUAUUUCCAUUGUGGCAUGCGCCCUCCCCAUGUGGAGGGUGACGGCCUUCAUCGGCAGCAACAUCGUGACGGCUCAGAUCAUCUGGGAAGGCCUGUGGAUGACCUGCGUAGUCCAGAGCACAGGCCAGAUGCAGUGUAAGGUCUACGACUCCAUGCUCGCCCUCUCCCAGGACCUCCAAGCUGCCCGUGCCCUCACCGUCAUCUCCAUCCUGUUAGCCCUCCUGGCUGUGCUCAUCGCCAUCGCUGGAGCAAAGUGCACCAACUGCAUUGAGGAUGAGGCGUCAAAGGCCAAGGUGAUGAUCAUCUCGGGGGUCUUCUUCAUUGUAUCAGGGGUCAUGCAGCUCAUUCCUGUGUCCUGGUCGGCCAACACCAUAAUCAGGGACUUCUACAACCCUUUACUUCCUGAUGCCCAAAGGAGAGAGCUGGGGUCUGCGCUGUACAUCGGCUUUGCGGCCGCUGCCCUCCUGGUUCUUGGUGGUGGACUCCUUUGCUGCUCCUGUCCACCACGUGAAACCAGAUACAACCCUUCACGAAUGGUAUACUCUGCCCCGCGGUCUGCAGGUGGUCCAGGGUUAGAACGGAAAGACUAUGUAUGAAUGAAAUUCAAUAAAAGAAAAGACUAUUAAAUCUCAAACUUGCUCUGCGCACCAAAUGGAGGGUGUACUGAGGAAAAGAGUUGAAGAAAACAAGGAGACUCCGCAAUGAAGGAUGUGUUUAAUUUUGCCUGUCAUGUCUUUUUCCUCAGAGAUAGAAAAGGUCUCAUGCAAAGGUCAUUUGAGUGGAAAUUUCCUUUAAUCAUGUUCAGAACAAAAAGCAUAGAAUUUAUGGCGUUAGAACUCUGUUUUUACUGAUAAAUAUUAUUGAAAUUAUACAAUCAUAUACUUUUUAUACAGUCUUGGAUUUUUAAUGUUUACUACUGAAUAUUUUUUUUAUGAAAAUACGCCAUGACAGCUUCAUGUGUCAUCUCCAUAAUAGGGCACAACAGGGUUAUCAACAGGAUUAUGUUUGUAAAUAUUGUAUUAUGAGUAUCUGUAACAGUCAAAACAGACGAUAAGCUCAUAGUGCAGGGUAGUAGUGGAGUGGAGUGGAGUUGGGCUGGUGGGAGGGAUGAUAAAGGACUUUGAGUGCUCCACAGUGUGCACUCAGCACCUGGUUUUGGACAGCAGUAAUUAUCUAUACAACAUUGCUGUGCAUA
Messenger RNA from Scomber japonicus (chub mackerel), 1824 nucleotides. Its product is annotated as claudin-3-like. Gene Ontology annotation, biological process: bicellular tight junction assembly; cell adhesion. Gene Ontology annotation, cellular component: plasma membrane; bicellular tight junction. The coding region runs from base 107 to 1225 and encodes 372 amino acids. Gene Ontology annotation, molecular function: structural molecule activity. Lineage: Eukaryota; Metazoa; Chordata; Actinopteri; Scombriformes; Scombridae. The record is from RefSeq and is a predicted model, not a curated record. The transcript has 2 exons.